Vigna umbellata (rice bean) is the source of this 999-nucleotide messenger RNA. RefSeq lists its product as uncharacterized. The record is from RefSeq and is a predicted model, not a curated record. Lineage: Eukaryota; Viridiplantae; Streptophyta; Magnoliopsida; Fabales; Fabaceae.
UUCCCUUGGGUCGUUUUAUGUACACAUCAUUUCCACAUCUUAUCAUUUACACCAUACACAGUAUAUAUACAUUCAUCCCAUAUUUACAUAACAAAGAAAUGGGGAGGGUUCCGGUGAGCUUUGAGAGGGUGGCUGCGGCCUUCGAGGCUGACGUGGCACGAGUAAGGCCAUGCCAGAGCGGCGAAACUGAGUACUCGUCGGAGGAUCUCACUGAUUUAUCGGACCUUGUGAAAUCCUUCAUAGAAAAGGAGGGAGAGGAAGAAGAUGCGGUUGGUGUUGGUUGUGAUGACUCGGAUGAGGAUUUGGAGUGGUUUGAUUCUGAGAAAAGGGAGAUCCUUCAAACGAUAUUCAGUGAUGAUGGGGAUGAUGAUUUCAAACGUAUACUUAGAAGAGAAAUUGAUCUUGCGUUGAAUCUUGUUGUGGAAAACGAGAAAUCGGCACCCCAAUUCAAACCGCAACUGAUGUCUAGUCUGCGCGAGAGAGGUUUUGAUGCUGGGCUUUGCAAAUGCAAGUGGAAAAGAAAUAGAAGAUUCCCAGGAGGUGACUACGAGUAUAUUGAUGUAAAUUUUGCAGGAAAUCGAUACAUAGUUGAAAUCUCCCUUGUGGCAGAAUUUGAAAUAGCUCAUCCCAUAAACCAUUAUUCUUCUUUACUUGAGAUUUUUCCUCAAAUAUUUGUUGGAAAAUUGGAAGAACUGAAACAGGUUGUGAGAUUAAUGUGCAAUGCUAUUAAAAGGUCUAUGAAAAGCAUAGACAUGUACAUACCUCCAUGGAGAAGAAUUGAGUACAUGCAAGCAAAGUGGUUUAGUUCGUAUAGAAGAAUAACUGAUGAGGUUGCAACUAAAAGAACAUCGUCUUCUUUAUCCAGUAGCAGGUCUAUUGGAUUUGAUGCAAUGAAAUCGUACAAAUGCAGAGAUGAUUACGUGAGUAAACCUGCAUUUGGAGUUUACCAUUUGACGAAUGCAUUUUAUGCUGAUGGCCCUGGGAUGUUACUGUAGUCAA